AUGGCAGCGCUCAUGCUCGGACAGCAGGUUCGUCAGUUCAGCAUUUCUGCUGCCAGACCAGUGUCAAAACUUGUCAGGCCACCCAUUCAAGUCUAUGGAGUGGAAGGGCGCUAUGCCACCGCUCUGUUCUCUGCUGCCAGCAAGCAGAACAAACUGGACCAAGUGGAGCAGGAGCUGGGAAAAGUUCAUACCAUGAUCAAGGACCCACAACUGUCAAGUAUUGUCAUGAACCCUCAUGUGAAGCGCAGCCUCAAACAGAAGACUUUUAAUGACGCUUUGACGAAGGCAAAGUGUUCUCAAAUCACAAUGAACCUCAUCAAUGUCUUGUCUGAAAAUCGUCGCCUGACUCUGACUGGCGAGGUCAUCACUGCUUUUGGUAAAAUGAUGAGUGCACACCGUGGAGAGGUCAUCUGCUCCGUCACAACUGCACAGCCCCUGGAUGAAGCUAAUCUGGCUGAACUGAAAGUUGCCCUGAAAGGUUUUCUUAAGAAAGGUGAAACCAUCAAGCUUGAAACAAAGUCGGAUCCUGCAAUCCUUGGAGGCAUGAUUGUCAGUAUCGGGGACAAUGGCCGGCGUAAGAAUGGACAGAAACAUGGCAACAUGAAUCAGUCUUACAGACCGGCUUUUAGGGCAGGCUCUGUCUUUGGCCCAGGUCAGGCUGAGCUGAGGCCACACAAUGGUUUGAUGAGCAGCUCAUAUGUAAACCCGUGCAGCCUUGUGAAGCGUGGGUCCGACACACCGACAGGGCAGCUGCCCUCAGCAGGCCAAGGCCUCAAACAGUCCAGUGCACUGAGCUACAAUCAGUUCAACAGUUCCCACUGCUACAGCCCUCUGAGGCUGCCAGAUCUGCCCCACAGAACUCAGCUGCACUGUGCCAGCCCCAUCAGUGAUGAGGAUGAGUUUGAGGCGCCCUCUGUACAGUUGCCUCCCUCUCCAGACAUCCAGGAUUUUGGCUCUUUUGAAAGCCUUCAGGACGUACGGAGAAAGGGGUUUUCUAACAGUCCCCACAGUUUGGAGCCCUGCUCCCCCAUCUCCACUGGGUACCUACAUUUCGGAUCCACUCUUUUUGACAGCAGUGAUUUUAAAGAGGACGAGUUGGAAGACCACACCAAUGAGGACUUCACACCGUUCUGUUUUUCCCCAAAGUUAUCAGAAGAAUGUCCUGUUGUCGACUCCAGAAACACAUGCAGCUCUGCAGCAGACAAACGGACAUUUAAACCCAUUUUUAACCUGAUGUCCAAAACUAUAUCUGAACUCAACCCCACACUAAGCCCCAGUGCAUUACCGGAAAUUAUUAUAAGGGAUGGGUGGAGUGUGGACAAAGAGUCUGCAUUUGGAAACGUAAGCUCGCCGCCUCAGGAGAGCCCUGCCGGUUUAUCAAAAACAAAUUUAAAUCCUAAUAGUCCCAAAAAAGAGUCCUGUCCUUCAGACGAGUUAUUGGAGGGAGAUAUUGUGUGGGCCAAGUUCAACAAAAGGCCCUGGUGGCCGUGCCAAAUCAUCCGCCAUCCCGUCCAGGGAGUCCACACCAAGAUGAAGGUUCCCAGCUCUCGUUCUUGUCGAUUGUACUAUCUGCAGACAAUUGAAGAAACUGAAGAAUCAGCUUGGAUCCCGGAGAAUGUUGUUGUCCCCUUUGAAAGUGGUCAUCAAUUUGAAGAUAGCCUGGUCCUCAAAAGAAAAGGAAAACAGAAGGAGAAAGACUUCAAGUAUAAGAUACCCAAACUCUAUCAAAGUGUGUGGGAAAUCAGUGUGUCUAAAGCUGAAGACCUGCUUCAUGGGGAAAAACCCAAAAUCGAAAGUGUUCCGAGGGCGAGAAAACCAGACAAGACCAAAAUCCGUAAUGGUUUACGGAAAGAUUCGAAGGCUCCAAGCGACACAGACGAGCCGAUUCUGCCACACGUCGAAGUGAAGAGCGAAAAUGUCACUUCCGAGAUAUCCCCCUCCUCUCCUCCUCUGUCACCCAUGGAUGCAUUUCAGAACGUCAAAGAGCUCAAGUUUAAAUCCAUCGUGAAGGAAGAGGAAAAGGACCCGGACGAGAGCGCGUUCCGAACCGAGCCGAAUUAUCAGUUCAGUACUUUUCUAAUGCUCCUUAAAGACAUUCACGACACCAGAGCAAAAGAGGGCAAACCACUGUCUCUUCCAACGUCUCCAGUUGCCAUUCAAGAGGAGCCCACGGCGAUGACCACGGCUGAGGUGAAGAGUGAAGUUUCCACGCCAAAUGCAAUAACUACUGAGAAAGAAAGUGACCAGAGUUUGCCAGUUGAAAAUAUUGCCAAAGCAGACGCAGCUAAAAGCGAAGAUGCCCCCGUUCAUUCAGAAGGCACGGACAAACAGCGGAGAAAGCAAAAACUGCCCGCAAAGCUGACCGUCAGCCUGCCCCGCCUCUCCCCGCAUCUCACCAACAUGGCCUUUGGGACACUGGUGAAAAGUAGCGAGCAAUUAGAAAAGCGAAACAGUGAAACAUCAGAUGAAAAAUCCUCAAACGCGAGCAGUGGGGAAGCUAUCGUGGCUAAAAUGAACGGAACGCACACUGAUUUGGAUGUACAAGAAGAUGUCGUAGAUACAAGACAAUCUGGUCCGGCAAAAAAGCAGCUCCGAAAGUCCAGCAAAAGGCUCAUGGUGAAUUCUGAACAAACAGAUGAAUCCAAUAGGAAAGCAAAAAGGAAAAUAUUAGAGAACGUGGAAUCUGAACCACGUGCGGAUGUGUCUCCUGUUGAAACUCCCAAAACGCCGCGUUCACAAACCUCAGAGGACGCUGAGACAACAGCUGAAUACGAUCUACCUCCUGAAUGUGGGCCUGCACAGAAAUAUAGAAAAAGGCCCAGGAAAGUCACACACCAAGUUCUGGACUGUACCAUAGAGGAAGUGUCUGCCACUUCAGUGCAAAAGCAGGUUAAAACUGUGAAGAAGACACAACCUUUGCUCAGAACAAACCAAAAAUCAAAGAGUGAGGAGAGUAAAAGCACUGUACAGGAGACCAGCGUGAGCUCCCAGGCCGCGAAACCAAAAUCAGAGCCAGAGACCGACAGCAACGAAGAAGAAAUGACAAUGAGCUUUGAUUCAGCUUGUAAAGAUGAGGUGUUGAAUGAUAGUAUGUCCUCUCAGGUAGAUGGAAAAAUCAAAGUAGGAGGAGCAUCUUUGAAAGAGAAUGUCUGCCAGAUCUGUGAGGAGCCUGGGGACCUGCUGAAUUGUGAUGGCCACUGUUAUGGAGCAUUUCAUCUCCAGUGCAUCGGACUGUCCGCCGCUCCCAAGGAUAAAUUUGUCUGCGGGGAAUGCAAAACUGGGGUCCACGCUUGCUUUGUGUGCAAAAGUUCCGGUGAGGGAGUGAAGCGAUGCAUGAAGCCGCUGUGUGGGAAGUUCUACCACUCAGACUGUAUCACCACCUUCUCAGCCACGCAGCCCAAUAACAAGGGCCUCCGCUGCCCCCUCCACGUCUGUCUGUCCUGCCACAUCACCAACCCUCUCAACUCCGCCAACUCCAAAGGUCGACUACUGAAAUGUGUGCGCUGCCCUGUGGCCUAUCACGCCAAUGACAACUGCAUGGCUGCUGGGAGCCUCAUGUUGGCCAACAACAGCCUCCUCUGCCCAAACCACUUCACUCCUCGCAAAGGAAACAAGAACCACGAACACAUCAAUGUGAGCUGGUGCUUUGUCUGCUCUGAAGGAGGCAGUCUUCUGUGCUGUGAAUCAUGUCCCGCUGCUUUCCACCAAGAGUGUUUGAACAUCGAGAUGCCCCAGGGAAGCUGGUUCUGCAACGACUGUAAAGCAGGGAAAAGACCCCGAAUCAAAGACAUCCUGUGGGUCAAAUGGGGGCGCUACAGAUGGUGGCCCGCUGAAGUCUGCCUCACCAAAGACGUUCCAAAUAAUAUCUUGAAAAUGAAGCAUGACGUGGGGGAGUUCCCGGUGCAGUUCUUUGGCUCCAGAGACUUUGUGUGGACGUACCAGGCCCGCGUGUUCCCCUACAUGGAAGGGGACACGCACAACAUCGAGGAAAUGGGCAAAGGGGCUGAUGCUGUCUAUAAAUCUGCUCUUUCAGACGCAGCCGAAAGAUUCAAAGAACUUCAAGCAGCAAAGGAAAUGAAACAACUGCAAGAGGUCAGAAAGAAUGACAAGAAACCGCCUCCUUAUAAACUCAUAAAGGCCAACAAGGCGAUCGGUAAAGUCCAGAUAAUCACCGCUGACCUGUCGGAGAUACCGCGGUGUAACUGCAAGGCUUCGGAUGAGAACGCGUGCGGCCCGGACUCGGAGUGCAUCAACCGCAUGCUGCUGUACGAGUGCCAUCCUCAGGUCUGUGCGGCCGCAGACAAGUGCCAGAACCAGGCCUUCACCAAACGAGAGUACAGUCAAGUGGAAAUAUUCAGGACGCUCUCUCGCGGCUGGGGUCUGCGGGCCGUGUCGGACAUUAAAAAGGGAGCCUUUGUGAGUGAAUAUGUGGGGGAGAUGAUCGAUGAGGAGGAGUGCAGGGCGCGGAUCAGACACGCUCAAGAGAACGAUAUCUGCAACUUCUACAUGCUUACACUGGACAAGGAUAGAGUCAUCGAUGCAGGGCCCAAAGGAAAUGAGGCCCGCUUCAUGAACCACAGCUGUCAGCCCAACUGUGAGACUCAGAAGUGGACUGUGAACGGAGACACCAGGGUGGGGCUAUUUGCACUUCAAGAUAUUCCAAAAGAUGUGGAGUUGACUUUUAACUAUAACUUGGAAUGUCUCGGCAAUGGAAAAACUGUCUGUAAAUGUGGAGCACCAAACUGUAGUGGUUUCCUCGGCGUUCGUCCUAAAAAUCAACCGUCAGCUGAAAAGGAAGGAAAGAAGAGGGCGUACAUGAAGAAAAAGAAGAAACAGGAGGUGAAGAAGGAGAGGGAAGACGACUGCUUCAGCUGUGGCGAUGGGGGGCAGUUGGUGUCCUGUAAGAGACCGGGCUGUCCCAAAGUCUACCACGCAGACUGCCUCAACCUGGCCAAGAGACCUGCAGGGCGAUGGGAGUGUCCGUGGCACCAGUGCGACCUCUGCGGCAAAGAAGCCUCCUCAUACUGUGAAAUGUGCCCCAGCUCCUACUGCAAGCCCCACAGCGCGGGUAUGCUCUUCGCCUCCAAACUGGACGGCAAGCUGUCCUGCAACGAGCACGACCCCUGCGGACCCGACCCCCUCGAGCCGGGGGAAAUCCGAGAGUACGUCCCCAACGCAGGCCAGACUUUACCAGCCCCAAACUUGAAUAAAGCCACGCCGCACUCCGAGGGAAAAAUAUACGUCCAGUCCGAGCACGUGCCUCCACCGCGGCUGUACAUCAACACAAAAACAGCUACCUCCAGCUUCGUCCCCAGCAGCAAAGCCUACCUCACAGACGGAACAGGGGGAGGGUCGAGCUCCAGAGACCAGGACGGAGAGCUGGAGGACGGAGAAGUGUGCAGUUUUGAAGUGGAGGAGAUGGAGGAUGAUGAGGAUGACUGUGAAGAGGAUGACUCAGGGGAGGAGGACGACGAUGAGGAGGAGGAGGAGGGGGUGGAAAUAAUAUUGAACGAGGGGGACGACUGUGAAGAAGCCUUCACCACUUGGACGGUCGGUGAUGACGAGGACGAAGAUGAUGAAGUCCAUGAGGAUGACGAGGUGGAGGUCUGGGAAUCAGAUGAAUAA
Messenger RNA from Knipowitschia caucasica, 5625 nucleotides. The record is from the annotation of a GenBank genome assembly. NCBI's taxonomy places the organism in Eukaryota, Metazoa, Chordata, Actinopteri, Gobiiformes, Gobiidae.